Messenger RNA from Phycomyces blakesleeanus NRRL 1555(-), 2361 nucleotides. RefSeq lists its product as hypothetical. Bases 1 to 2361 code for a protein of 786 amino acids. Gene Ontology annotation, biological process: RNA processing. Gene Ontology annotation, molecular function: protein binding. Lineage: Eukaryota; Fungi; Mucoromycota; Mucoromycetes; Mucorales; Phycomycetaceae. The record is from RefSeq and is a predicted model, not a curated record. The transcript is spliced from 18 exons.
AUGGCCUCACCGAAAGACAUCACAGCACAUGGGAAUGCGGCGGUCGAUCAGACUAUAUAUUCUGUGCCUGCUAAAGAUUCUGGUGACAACGAUAUGGCUAUUAAUGAGCAAUCUCUCACUGAUGCAACUACGAUGGACUUGACAGGAAUAGUAAAUAAAAAUCCCACAUAUUCCAUGGAAGUGAAUGAAUCUUCAGAUGAUGAUUUGCUUGAUAACCAAAUCUCAGAAUUGGAUGAUCCUGCUGCUAUUCAGGCACAAAAAACUCUUGAGGCUUUGGAACAAUUACCGCAAGUCAUGGAACAGUUGGAUCAAGAUAAUACACGAUUUGAAUUGCAUGUACGCUUGAUUGAAAUUCUGUCCCUGCUAGACUUCCCCGAUCAGCUUGAAUCUGCCCGUGAAAACAUGCACGAAUUAUUCCCUCUUCCAGAAUCUAUGUGGCUGGAUUGGAUUAACGACGCCAAAAAGAACUUGGAUACAGAGGAUGGAGAGGCAAAGUUACGCCUUCUGUAUAAUGAGGCUGAAAAAGACUACUUGUCCAUUCCUAUUUGGAAGUCUUAUGUGGAUUUUAUCCUCGCCAGAUUUGAUUCUGUCUGGGGCGACGAUGAAACUGGACUCAAUAAUGAAGCCGAAGCUGAGAUGGUUAUAGAGAAUACACGAGAAGAUUUAAUGAAAGCAGUGCGCGCUACAAGCUACCAUGUGAUGGAAAGCCACGAAAUAUGGAAUAAAUACAGUGGAUUUGAGAUUCGAGUAUUAAAGCGUUUUCAAAGCCCUGAAAGAUUUGAAAAAGUUAAAAAAGCUUUUAUGGAACGCUUGAGUACCUUGCAUAUUGCCUGCGAACAAACUUUCAGCGAUUAUUCUGGCCUGAUAAGUACCUUUGAUAAUGAAAAUUAUGAAUCCAAUAUGGUGGAAGCCAACAAAAUUUACGCAAAAACGAAAGAAGCAGCAAUUGAAAGAGAUUAUUUUGAACAACAAUUAACUCAACAUGGAUAUUCACUUGAUAUGUUUUAUCAAUAUAUUGAAAACGAGAAAAUAACAACCAAAAAGCCUAGUUUAAACAAUGUUAGAGGAUUGUACGAGCGUGCAGUAUCAAUGUACUGUACCGACGUUGGCCUUUGGAAUGAUUAUGUUCUUUUCUUUUUUGAACGUGUACGUGUUCAAAUCUUCUUGGAAGCUACUACUUUGCGUGCUGUUCGGAAUUGUCCUUGGUCUGGUAUCUUGUGGGCCCAUCUCGGAAGAGUCUUGGAGACUGGUAAAAAAUCACAUGAAAAGAUAUCCGAAAUAUUCGACCGUGCCUUAGAGAACAAGGCUUUGCUAGCAAGUCUUGAAGAUCUUGUAGCUCUGUUGAGGGCAAAAUGUGACUUUGAACGCCGGCGUGUCGACUGGGAAGAGCCCGACGAGGAAACUAUUAUGGACCUUCGUGUUGCCUUUGAAGAGGCACUGGUAUAUAUAUCUGAAGCUGAUAGAGGUUAUACAGCAUUCGGAAAGAUUGGUGAUCCGUAUUACCGCAUAGAGAAAUACUAUGCCUAUAUCGAGGGUAAGAAACUAGGCAAUGUAAAGAAAGCUCGUGAGAUAUGGGAAGGUGUUAUAAAGAAGCAUGGCCGCCAAUCAGAAGCAUGGAUUCAAUACAUUGACUUUGAGAGAUCCGCCGGAAAUGAACAUCGAUGUGCUUCAUUGUUCAAACAAGCACUUUCAAAAAAUCUCGAUUAUCCAGAAAGGAUUAUGGAUGCAUGGAUGACUUUUGAGCAUGAGGAAGGAACAGUUGACUCCAUGGAAGAUGCUCUUAUUCGCAUCAACAAAGGUUCAAAGCUACUAACAAGAAACUGGCAGGCAAAUCUUGCUGAACAAGAAACAGCAGAAGGAAAAAAGAAGGAAAAAGAGAAGGAAAAAGAGAUGUCUGCAAAGAUUAAAAAGAGUGCUCACCGCCGGAAGCUCAAGGAAACAAAAAAACAGAGCUUUGAAUUAUCAAUGGCUCCUUCAGAAAAAGAAAACAAAGUACACUCUGUACCUACUGUACCUAUUCUUAAACGCAAAGCCUCCGAAAUGAAUAUAUUUGAAAACGAUGUCUUCAAGAAGCCAAAGCCGAUUCAAAAAAUAUCAGCAGAACCCAAAGUAGAGAAAAAGGCAGUAGCAAAUGUAGAAACAAAGCCAGCCAGUGGAUUAGGUAUGAUCCCCCAUGGUAUGCGCAAUGCACGUGGAAGAGGACGUGGUAAAGGAACACGUUUGGCUAUUUCAAGAAAUCAAGCAAAACCUGCCGAACAAGCUACUUCUACUCAUGCUCCAACAGCUGGGCCAACUGCACCUCAAACAAUUACUCCCAAAAGCAAUGAUGAUUUUAGAGCUCUUCUGCUAGGCAAAAAGUGA